Molecule: messenger RNA, 2788 nt
Organism: Varroa destructor (honeybee mite)
Lineage: Eukaryota; Metazoa; Arthropoda; Arachnida; Mesostigmata; Varroidae
Source: RefSeq, a predicted model, not a curated record
CCAAAACCAGGACAACCUGACCGCAAACAUCAAGUUGUCAUUUCUGCUGCUACUCCAAGGACGAUCAAAACGACUCCCACGAGCCACCGAGCAAGAGCUGUCGAUUGGCAACAACGACAACGAUAUAGCAUUACGGCCAGGCAUGCGAUACUACCGGUCGCGCACAUUUCGUCGCUGCACCAUCUACGUGGCGGUGCUGUGCAUUGUACUGUUGGUCAUCGUCGGUUUUCUGCAAAAAGAAGCCGCCAACGGGUGCGGUACCACUGAAGACGCGCAUCCCUGCCUAGAGAAGCUGUUUCCACUCGUGCUCAAAUCGUUACAAUCGCUCGACAUCUCACUACAUUAUUUGUGUUAUUAUUCGUUGUGGGGCGCGCUGAAAAUCGGUGAACCCCUCCCGUGGACGAAUCGGAUCGAAUUGUGCGUGCAGAACGAGGAACUGCUCGCGAAGGCGGACGAAGGCUCUAUCGUCAAGACGUUCCGUAGGCACGGACUCGAAGUACGCUACGAUUCAGCCAACGGCUUGUACUACGCUUGGCACGAUGCUGACGUUCGAUGUCAGGUGUACUUGUACGUGUUUGAGAGUCAGGACGGUCAGUCGGCAUGGCGUGUGGGUUGGAAGCACCGCUUGAAGAGCUCAAAAGUGUGCGAGGGCACUACAUGCUUUCCGGCUAGACUUGUGAAGGCCCCACUCAAGCAGCUAGACUUCAUGGGUCUACGAGUCAACGUUCCACACGAAGAGUUCGAGAUACAAAAGUAUCUUUAUCCCGAUUCCUGGUGGAAAGACGUGCGAGCGCCGAACUGCUGAGUAGCGGUUGGGUAAAAUUUUCUCAGUAAUUGACGGGAUUUAAUAAAAUUUCAACUAGUGAUAGCAGUAGCACCAACAAUUAAUCGUUUGGACAAUGAAUAGUUGUCGCUUACAGUUUUGCAUGCGCGUAUUUGAAUCAUCGCAAAAUACUACGAUUUGCCCGCCGGGAGGCCAAUGCGUCAAUCGAUGUGAAGGCAGACAGCCAAAUAAGCUUUGUAUCGAAUUGAGAAAACAGCUGACCAACCAACACAUAAUGAUGCAAGCAGAUCUCGACGCUCGAGCACACAGAACGUCUUUGACGCUUAUGGCACAUUUCCAGCUUUCAGCGAUUGCCUAACGCGAUCUACCACGUUAAAUGAGCCAUCAACUGCGUUAACUAUUUCAUUGUGCGAACACAAACACUCACAGAUGAAUAAAUCUGCUUAUACCCCAAUGUUUUUAACCAGACUCCAUCCAACCCAAACCAUUCAGCCGGAGAACCAACAACACUGUCAAGUAUAUCAAUAUAAGACAAAAAUAUGAACCUAAUAAUAUAUUUCUCGAUUAUUCUUCUUUUGUAGUAAUAUGUUACAUACUAAUAAUUUAAUAAAAACUGUCUAAUUAAAUGACACUCGAGCUAAAAAUACAAUAGGAACAAGUGUCGAGGAACGCUAGAUUACGAGACGUUAAAGAAUUUAUACGCGCGACAUACCAACAGAGAACUUUCAAGGACAACUAAGAACAAUAGUUAGUACAACACAUUGAUGUUGUACAGUGCCACUGCCGCACGCGACGUAAUUCAAGUUUUCAAUGAGAGCUGUUGAUUUGCUGCAGAGAAUACUUAGCAAUAAAAAUGUUACCGUACCGUCCGAAGCAGAAUCUAGUCCACGUAAGCUCCACGUAUGCCACCACGUAUGUUCAUUGAAGAGUACCGCGAAAGGACUAGCAAACUUAGGGCUGGCUACGGUUAUGUGCUUUUUCGUCCAUAUGCGAACACUGUGUGCGCGAAGCCUUGCCUAUCGCCAUCCAAAAACCACCAUAAAAAAAGGAUAAAAACAAUGUCGAACAACGUUGUGAAGCAUCUAGUUCUUUGCUCAGAAAUAAAUAUUGUGAGAAAACGAAAAAGCACCGGUAAGUGAGAAUGGGUGGAGAAUUAUGUUAUGUACGCGUUCGAGCGCACGCCAAAGUUGACCGGAACAAAUCAUUUAAGGACUCACACGUCUCGACAAGAUCCACAGAAAAGUUUGAGUUUUGACCACGAGGAUUCAUUGCUCGCAAUGGCAAAAUUACGGAAGAGCACGAUCUCCGAUGUAAAACAGGAGGGCAUUCAAAUGCUCGAAGUUAAUGCGGUUAGGUUGCUCAGCGAAGGUGGCGUUUAGCCCUUAAUUGGCCAACUAGGCGCUACGAGAUCAUUAAUAAGGCUGAAGCCAAUGUUAACGGUGCACGGAACGCUGGUUCCUUUUUUGUACAGUUUUGAAUAGUGCGACAUAUAAUUGAAGAAAUGUGUGAGAAAGUCGACCCCAGCCAGGCAUGGGUACAGGAGCUAUUUGUAUACUUGGACUAUGAACGUGAAAAGAGAACGUGAAUGAGCCGCUGAUGUCUUAUCCAUGAUGAUAAGAAAUGCGUUUGCAUUUUCUGUACAUUACAAAUGAUUCAAUGGCAAAAAAAUAGUGUUGAAUAACUAUGAUUGAGAUGAUCCUGACGGAUGAGAGAACUCAUUGCUUCAAUUAAAUGCGAAUAAUAAAACGUUUAUUACGAAUAAAAUUAGGCUUAUUUACUGACAAACCUAUUGACAGGUAAUUCUUGCGACACAGAUGUUGUUUCACAAGUAGUUGCUAUUAAUAGUUGCCAGGUCAUUGUGUAGUGAGCCGUAUUUCGUUCUUACGAAAGCCAUACUUCACCGUAUUAGCGGAAGCAAGUUCGUAAAAUCCAUAAAUUAUUUUUACCAUUCGCCUUUCUUAGAAGUUGUGCACGAAUGGGACUCUCAUUGAAGCUGUAUUUUUU